Lampris incognitus (smalleye Pacific opah) is the source of this 1135-nucleotide messenger RNA. It is a transcript of the gene atp6v1g1, whose product is annotated as ATPase H+ transporting V1 subunit G1. The coding region runs from base 156 to 512 and encodes 118 amino acids. NCBI's taxonomy places the organism in Eukaryota, Metazoa, Chordata, Actinopteri, Lampriformes, Lampridae. Gene Ontology annotation, molecular function: proton-transporting ATPase activity, rotational mechanism. The record is from RefSeq and is a predicted model, not a curated record. Gene Ontology annotation, biological process: proton transmembrane transport. The transcript has 3 exons. Gene Ontology annotation, cellular component: vacuolar proton-transporting V-type ATPase complex.
CCCCGCCCCCCGCCCCCACUCGAAACAACCCCGCAGGGCAGCGACCUUCGCUUCGCUUCUCCUUCAGCCGCUUCUCUGUUUCCUCUUUUCUCCCCGAACACGAGUCGGUCUCUCUUCGCUUGUGCUCAGAAGAGCCGUUAGAUAAGCGAGUAAACAUGGCGAGCCAGUCGCAGGGCAUCCAGCAGCUGCUGCAGGCGGAGAAGAGGGCCGCGGAGAAGGUGGCCGAGGCCCGCAAACGGAAGAACAGGCGUCUGAAACAGGCAAAGGAGGAGGCUCAGGCGGAGAUCGAGCAGUAUCGCCUACAGAGAGAGAAAGAGUUCAAGACCAAGGAGGCAGCGGCACUGGGUUCCCACGGCAACAGCGCGGUGGAGGUGGACCGUGAGACGGCGGAGCGCAUGAGUCGCAUCCAGGCCAGCUACCGUGGCAACCGCGAGGCUGUGCUCGGCGACCUGCUGCGUCUCGUCUGUGACAUCAAGCCCGAGUUCCACGCCAACUACCGCGUCGCCGGCUAGACGGGAUGGAUGGGCGACCCGAAAAAUCGAACCGAUGUCCUCCCCGACACCACCGCAAGCGAUCGUUCGACAUUUGGGGGGGGGGGGGGGGUUCAUAUCUACUGAUGUGUAAUUUACUGAGCUGGACUGAGCUCCCCGUCACGAUGUCGCCUUCGUUAGUUAGUGACCAGCUUGUGAGGUUUCUGUCAUUUCCGUGUACGUGGAGUUUAUUUAUAAUUGAUUGUAAAACUUGGCAAUUCUGUUGUUUUGUCUGUUCGCAGAGACCAACAUUUGUUGUUUGUUGUCUGUUGUUUGUCGCUGUACCUGGAGGCCGGCCGGUCCCGAGGGCCAACACAAACAGUGCUCGUAAACAUUCUAAAUAUGAAACAUUGAAUACGCCGAAAACCUCGAAACGCUGAAAUGAUUGAAUAUCCCUGGAACUUGACAAGGUUUAGUAAUGUUAAGGUAUUUAGAAAGUACAAAUUUAACUUUUAAAAGCGGCAGCCGGCCAACAUACUCUUACUGUCCCAGUCUUUGUGUUUUGGGCUGGGGAAGGGGACCCUCCAGACUCCUGCUUGAUUCCCUGUAAACCGUGAAAUGUAUCAAAAUAUGAAAAGUGGUUAUUAAAUGUUUUAAUGAUUCAA